CGCGUUUUUUUCGCCGUUUUUUCGUACCCGCUCGCCCUACCGUACGCACGACGACCACGGCGAUCGCGACGCGCCGUCGCGGCCUGCGCCCCGGGGCCGAGCCGCCGGGUUUCCCGUCCGCGUCAUACCCGUAUUAUACGCGCGCCCGAGCGUUAUCUGAUGAUUCGCGUUUCUCUCUGUGAGCCGCCGCCGCCGCCGAUAUAUCCUCGUGGUGUGGGUGCCGACUACGGUAGGUAGGUUCGCUUUUUCUGCUUGGCCGCAGUGACGGUCACCGCAACCGCCUCGGCCGAAUCGCUCUCUCUCUCUAUCUCCCCGUCGAGAGUACGCUCGUAAUAAUUUUACAAUAUGAUCUUACCGUUAUCGUAAUAAUACCGCGUUCGCCGGCCGUCCGAGUGCGCGUGUUGGCCGACUACAAAUUUCGUUUUAUUUUUUAUUUAUUCCGAAGUCGACGUCCGCCGACAGUCGUCUCCGUCGGCGCGUCGUCGUGGUCGCCACCGCCGCCGCAGCAGCCGUCCGUCGUCGGUACAGUGCGAAUCGCGCGCGCGCGCGCUCGCGCACACAGUCCGUCGUCGUAGGUGGAUGAGCGCGCACGGACGGCGCGUAUUCUCGCCGCCGCCGCAUUGACAGACACACAAGGAUACCGUCAUGUUCUGUGAGUUGAUAUGCUGAAGGAUAUUCAUAGUCCAGGAUUGGUAGCCGAUCCGGAGGACGGCAGCAACGGAGCUUGUUGCGCCGGUUGCGGUAGAUCCAUAGACGAUCGUUUCUACUUAUCCGCAGUGGACAUGUGUUGGCACAUCGGGUGUCUUCAAUGUGCCGAAUGUAAACUGCCACUAGACACAGAACUAACGUGUUAUUCAAGGCACGGAAACAUCUAUUGCAAACAAGACUAUUACAGGUUGUUCUCGAUAAAACGCUGCGCCCGGUGUCAGGGCGGGAUCGGCGCUUGCGACCUAGUGAUGAGAGCCAAAGAUCUCGUGUACCACGUAGAGUGUUUUGCGUGUUAUGCGUGCGGUGCGGUCCUGUGCAAAGGCGACUAUUACGGAGUACGGGACGGUGCCGUUUUCUGUAGGCCUGACUACGAGCGUCUCAAGCACAGGGACAUGGCGUGCGAUCUGGAGCCGAUGUGCAGCCCACCCCGGGCGGCAGGCCAUCACUGGCCGUCGGUGCACAAGGGCAGGCCUCGGAAGAAGAGAAACGUUCAAAUGCUGUCUCCACCCAUGGCGACGGCCGAUUGUAACGGACUUACCGAGCUCAACGUACUCAGCAUACCGCAGUCGACAUUGGAAGUCAUGCAAGCCACAGACCUAUCUUCAUCGAUGGAGUCAUUAACUUACGAAACGUCCAGCUUGUCAUCGCCCACAAACUCUUCGACGAUGGGCACUACCGGUAGCAUGUCACAGCAGCAACAUCAGCAAACGCGAACGAAACGCAUGCGAACGUCAUUCAAACAUCACCAGCUGCGCACAAUGAAGUCGUACUUUAACAUCAACCAAAACCCAGACGCCAAGGACUUAAAACAGCUGGCUCAAAAGACUGGACUGUCCAAACGAGUGCUACAGGUUUGGUUUCAAAACGCUAGAGCAAAAUGGAGAAGAAACAUUAUGAGACAAGAGAACAACCAAAUGGUAACCAGUUCCAUGUCGAAUCAAAAUCAGACUACGCCGUCCGACCCCGAUCUCAUCAGGGGACACACCCAGACCUCGCAGGGUUUAAACUUUGUAGAUCUCUUUUGAUUUCACCCGUUAAGUCGUAAGUCGUAGUUAUAUUUAUUAACCAUCGUCAUAAUUACAGUAUUAUCAUCGUGAGCCAGUCUGAGCACGUUAGGCGUAUCUGAAAUAAAAUAUAAUCGUGUCCGACAACAAAAUAUUUGAUUUUUCCCUAUAUACAUAUAUAUACCGUUUUCUUCUUUUAAAAUGCAAUAGACGAAAUUCCGGUAACGAGUCAUUGCCGUUUCCUGUCAUGUACGCGUGUGUGUUAAAACAAUUGAUCGAAUCAAUUUGGGUACCAUUUAUAAAAAUAGUAAAACAAUACAAUAUUAUGUUAUAUUACGAUAUUCUUACAAAAUAAUUUGUGUACGCAUUGUACGAGUAUAUACAUAACCAACUGGAAAUUGUAAUUAAUAUAUAAUAUUAUUAUGUUUAAGUGAUUAUAAGUAUAAGAAAGAGAAAACAAUUGUUCCUUAACUUGAUGUAUUAUUAUUACACUCUCGGUUAUAUAUAUAUAUUAUAUAUAUGUAUACAUACAUAAGUAUGUAUUUAUAAUUUGUAUUCUGUACAUUGUAACAUAUUAUUAUUAAUUAAGUUUAAUACGUAUAUAUUAUUAUAUGUUAAACACGCGUGUUAUUUGAGCUGCCUAUUCGCGUGCGGCGUACACUCAAAGGUCGCUAAAUACUCGCAAUUAAUUGUAUAUGUUUUCUUUUGUGCUUGAAUAAAAAAGUAAUAUUAAUUGAAUGGUCGGCCUAAUUAGUAAUUAGUAUAAACGACUCGUAAAAAAAUAAAAAAUAAAUAAGUGUAUACCGCACGGAAAAGACUGGCAAUGAUAAUACGUACGCGUACACGCCUUGGCUGAGAAGUUAUAAAAAAAAACCCUUGUCACUAUGUUAUAAAA
Aphis gossypii (cotton aphid) is the source of this 2607-nucleotide messenger RNA. Its product is annotated as LIM/homeobox protein Lhx2. Gene Ontology annotation, biological process: neuron differentiation; regulation of transcription by RNA polymerase II. Gene Ontology annotation, cellular component: nucleus. Gene Ontology annotation, molecular function: RNA polymerase II transcription regulatory region sequence-specific DNA binding; DNA-binding transcription factor activity, RNA polymerase II-specific. The record is from RefSeq and is a predicted model, not a curated record. The transcript is spliced from 5 exons. NCBI's taxonomy places the organism in Eukaryota, Metazoa, Arthropoda, Insecta, Hemiptera, Aphididae. Bases 663 to 1733 code for a protein of 356 amino acids.